AUGAUUCAUUACCUGAGAUAUCUCACAUCCUUGAAUCUUAUUAACUUGGCGAACGACACAGUUGCGAAUACUUUGCUUCCUUCUGGUUUCGAGCGGUUGUUCAAGUGGAGAUCUUUUAACGAUGGCUUCGAGGAAGCGAAGGCUUCCAAGAAACCAAUACUUUUAUUUAUUUAUAAAGACUUGUGUCCCGCGUGUCGGAAAUUGAAGCAAAAAUUUGCUAACUGUAUGCGAUUAAUGGAUCUCAGUGACAGGUUCGUAAUGAUAAAAGUGGAGCUGAAUGGCCAGCAGAUUCUAUACGAGAAAAAAUUCCAACCCGAUGGAAAAUACGUGCCUAGGAUAUUGUUCUACACUGCUGACGGCGAUUUCAUCGAGGAAGCCUACAACAAGCACAAGACCGCCGACAGAGAACACAAAUUCUUCUACGCGAAUCCUUCGCAAAUUGUCGAAACCAUGCUGUAUGUUUUAAAGCAGUAUUCCAACGAACCGUUACCGGUUGUGUUCGACAGUGAACAGUCUUUGAAACUGGAAGUUUGCGAUAUGGACGACGAUGUUAUUAUUCCAACGCUGUUACAUUGA
This is a messenger RNA of Megachile rotundata (alfalfa leafcutting bee), 576 nucleotides long. RefSeq names its product thioredoxin domain-containing protein 12. Lineage: Eukaryota; Metazoa; Arthropoda; Insecta; Hymenoptera; Megachilidae. The record is from RefSeq and is a predicted model, not a curated record.